UUGUUCCCAAAAAAAGAUAAAAAAAGGUAAUGAAUAAGUUUAUUUUGUUUCAGAAUGUGUUUCACAAGACAGGGUACCCUAGUUCUGUGUGGUACAUCCUGGGAAAUGAAUUUUGUGAAAGAUUCUCUUAUUAUGGAAUACAUGCCAUUCUUGUUAUAUACCUGACGCAGAUGUUGAAGAUGGAUGAUGAUUCUGCCACAGCCAUCUACCAUGCAUUCAACAUGUUGUGUUAUUUCAGUCCUCUCUUUGGAGCCAUGUUGGCAGACAGUCUGCUCGGGAAGUACAAGACAAUACUUUAUGUUUCCAUAAUUUAUGCAACUGGAAAUGUCACCGUAGCUAUUACGUCAAUUCCAGCAGUCCUGGCCCAAGUAAAAAUAGUUGGGCCCAUGGUUGGACUGCUGUUAAUUGCUCUUGGCACUGGAGGAAUCAAACCUUGUGUGUCAGCGUUUGGAGGCGAUCAGUUCAAUGCUGAUCAAGAGCAUUUACUCCAAAGCUAUUUUUCCAUUUUCUAUUUUGCCAUCAAUCUGGGUAGCCUUUUAUCAAUGAUUGUCACGCCAAUGUUAAGAGGUAGGUGUUGCCCAGUCACACAUACAUGUAUGCCAACAUGGAGGGUAAUGCUAUUUUUACAAUAAUGUAAUCUGUAAAACGUAUUCUGUAUCUGUAAAAUUCACCAAUGAUUAAGCAAGAAAUACAUGGCUAUAUAAAAUUUUUUAUUAUUAUAUAGCAGAAAGCAGUUGAAUGNUUUUUUUGUUCAGAAUGCCAUCAAGAAUAAAGUUAAGAGUAUUGGAAAAGGCGAUAAGAGGGAACACUGGAUGGACUAUGCAAAAGAGGAUUAUGGAUCUCAUAUGGUGGAAGACAUCAAGGCACUCUUCAAAGUUCUUUUCUUGUUUCUUCCUUUGCCUGUUUUCUGGACUCUCUUUGAUCAACAGGGAUCACGCUGGACUCUUCAAGCUGAAGAAAUGAAUGGAAAUAUUUGCAGACCUUUACAGCGCAUGUGUGCUGGAAUGCUGCUGGCAGCAUGUUCAUUUGUAAUGGCGGCAUUCAUUCAGAUAGCUAUACAGGUAAGUUAUCCAGCAGGAAGCUACAGACACAUUCUACAUAGCUGUGUUGAGUUUCGUCUGCCUUUUAAAAAUAUACCAUUUUCAUAUCCUCGGUAUAGGACUGGAACUAGCUUGGAACUGAGGCUAAUGCGAGGAGUCUUCAAACUCGGCCACGCUGCCUCCAUUUCUAACCUCCAAACACUGAUCUGCUUUGGUUUUCAGGAUUCAGAGUAUUAUCACGUCCCAGUCACGCUGGAUUCAAUCAACGUGAAAACAGUGAACUGUCCCACUUCACUGACCAAGUCAUUCUCUGUCAAGAUCAAAGAGAAAGGAGCGUCCUCUUUCGUUGUUGGAAUUGAAAAGAAUGCGCUGAUUGGCGAACAAUUUGAUGACAUUGUUGAACCACUGAAUGGAGGUAUUACAAAAGUCAGAUUUCUUUACGCUGGAGGAGAUGUUGCACCGUCUGUGGACAUAAAACUCAACAAAACCUUGAGGUACAGUGGAGUCGGACCUUUCAAGAACACCGAAUAUAAGAAACUACUGGCAAAGAAGUAUCCAAUAAAAAUCAUGACAGCUGGUACAGACACGAAGCUCUUGGAUCAGAAGGUGUAUUUUGCUAAUGGUGGCGUGUACAGUGCUAUCAUCCAACCAAAUCCCGACAAAACUAGCGAGCUAAUAAUAAAGAAGUUUGCAGACGUGAGUCCCAAGUCAAUUUCCAUGCUGUGGCAGAUUCCUCAAUACGUCACUAUCACAGCUGGAGAAGUCCUGUUCUCCAUAACAGGGCUGGAGUUCGCUUACUCUCAGGCUCCCGUCAGCAUGAAGUCGUGUGUUAUGGCUGGCUGGCUUAUGACUGUGUCUGUUGGAAACGCUAUUGUUGUAAUAUUCGCUGAAGCGAGACUCACGGAUAACAUGGCAAACGAGUUUUUCUUCUUUGCUGGCUUAUUAUCCCUGGUAAUGAUCAUCUUCAUGAUUAUGUCCUAUUUCUACAAGUACGUCUACUUUUCUGUUAAUGGCGAGAGAAGUGACGACGUUCCCCUCCAAGAAGCAGAGAAAGGAGAUGAAAAUGAUGAAGAAAAAACAAAAUAAUGACCACUAAUACUGUAAACAAGUCUUACUCUCGAUAGCCGCCAUAUUGGUUUUCUAGUUUUAAUGCAAAUUGACCACGCGACUUCUGAGUUUGUAAGCAAUAUGAAAUUAAUUUCACAGUUAUGUUAGGCCCCGUCCACAAUACUCUGGAAGAAUUUGAAAACGGAGGUUUCACUCUGAAAACGCAUCAAAUGUUUUCCGUCCACACUACGCCGUAGGAACUUAAAAACGCAACAGCCACUGGUCAUUUUGGAUGUGUGUUUGGCUAAGACUCGCUCAAGGAAAUCACAUGAUUAUCGUGACUUCAUGAUUCAUCAUUUGCAAAAAGCUCUGUUUUCAAAAUGUUUUCGAUCCAAGCGAAAACGAAAAGCCGGCGUUUUCAA
Molecule: messenger RNA, 2509 nt
Organism: Orbicella faveolata
Lineage: Eukaryota; Metazoa; Cnidaria; Anthozoa; Scleractinia; Merulinidae
Product: solute carrier family 15 member 2-like
Biological process (GO): transmembrane transport; oligopeptide transport
Cellular component (GO): membrane
Molecular function (GO): transmembrane transporter activity
Source: RefSeq, a predicted model, not a curated record